Molecule: messenger RNA, 2946 nt
Organism: Salarias fasciatus (jewelled blenny)
Lineage: Eukaryota; Metazoa; Chordata; Actinopteri; Blenniiformes; Blenniidae
Gene: eya4
Product: EYA transcriptional coactivator and phosphatase 4
Exons: 20
Coding region: 353-2278 (641 amino acids)
Biological process (GO): cell differentiation; negative regulation of extrinsic apoptotic signaling pathway in absence of ligand; multicellular organism development
Cellular component (GO): nucleus
Molecular function (GO): protein tyrosine phosphatase activity
Source: RefSeq, a predicted model, not a curated record
CAAACUUGGACGCGCACUGAAAAUAAUGUUGUUUCCCGCGGAGGCGAAGGGCCCCGUCACCGAGCCCGACCCCCGGGACGCGCGCUAGGCUCCGGUCCGUGCGUUCAGUGCAGCCCUGAGCGACUUGUUGCGGGACCGGCGGUGGCCAUGAUGGCCGGCAGCGGCUGAGGCGCUGCGCUCCGGUCAGUGACAGCCUGCAGACGGCAGGGAGAGCUGUGCAGCGACCGCUCCACUCCGCUCCGUCCCGGCAUGAGCGCUUCCAGCGACUGAGGAGAGAUCAGGGAGCUGCGGACUGUCGCGAGCCACAGUAAUUUGGACUCAGUGUGUGUGGCGCAUCACAGCCAGAGAAGCGAUGGAGGCCUCACAGGACCUCAACGAACAGAUGGUGAAGAAAUCACACAGUGAAUCUCAUGUUCCAGACCCUUCAGACACCAGGUCUAUGGAAAUGCAGGACCUAGCCAGUCCUCAUAACCGCGUGGGAGGUGGAGAUUCGACAGGCUCGAAGCUGGACAAGAGCAACCUCGGCAGCCCCUCCAUCACCACCAAUGGCACGGGAGGUGAGAGCAUGACCGUUCUAAACACGGCUGAUUGGCUGCUGGGCUGCAGCAGCCCGCCCCCUGCCCAAGGCUCCAAGGACUAUGUGAAAACAGAGCCUAUGAACAACAGUGAAACAGUCACUACGACGGGCGACACGGCGCUGGACACAUACGCAGGCUCAGUGAUCACCAGCAGCGGGUACAGCCCCCGUUCGGCCCACCAGUACUCUCCUCCCCUCUACCCAUCAAAGCCCUACCCUCACAUCCUCUCCACGCCGGCAGCUCCUCCCAUGCCGGCGUACGCCGGGCAGCCUCAGUUCAGCAGCAUGCAGCAGUCCACCGUGUACACCGCCUACUCCCAGACGGGGCAGGCGUACGGACUCUCCACCUAUGACCUCGGUGUGAUGCUCCCAGGCAUUAAGACGGAGGGCGGCCUGGCCCAGAGCCAGUCCCCCCUGCAGACGGGGCUCAGCUACAGCCCCGGCUUCACCACGCCGCAGCCUGGACAGACUGCCUACUCACCCUAUCAGAUGCCAGGUUCAAGCUUCACCCCUUCCUCAGGCCUCUAUGCCACCAAUAACUCAGUGUCCAACCCCGCCAACUACACUGCCACACAGCAGGAUUAUCCAUCGUAUACGUUUGGCCAAAACCAGUAUGCCCAGUAUUAUUCCGCUUCCACCUACGGGCCAUAUAUGACCUCCAACAACGUGGACGGCACGGGCUCCACGGCGGCCUACCAGCUGCAGGACCCCGCCCCCGCCAUGACCGGCCAGGCUGCGGAGCUUCACCCAGGGGACUUUGAUACAGUCCAGAGCCCUUCCACGCCCAUCAAAGAGCUCGAUGACCGAGCCUGCCGGAGUGGGGGGUCCAAGUCUCGGGGCAGGGGCCGCAAAAACAACCCCUCCCCUCCCCCUGAUAGUGACCUGGAGAGGGUGUUCGUGUGGGAUCUGGAUGAGACCAUCAUCGUCUUCCAUUCUCUGCUCACAGGCUCAUAUGCACAGAAAUAUGGAAAGGACCCUCCCAUGGCCGUCACGCUGGGCCUCAGGAUGGAAGAGAUGAUCUUCAACCUGGCCGAUACACACUUGUUCUUUAAUGACUUGGAGGAGUGUGAUCAGGUACAUAUUGAUGAUGUCUCAUCAGACGACAAUGGUCAGGACUUAAGUACUUACAGUUUUGCAACUGAUGGCUUCCAUGCAGCUGCAACCAGCGCCAACCUUUGCUUGGCCACGGGGGUCCGCGGCGGCGUCGACUGGAUGAGGAAACUGGCCUUCCGCUACCGACGAGUCAAAGAGUUGUAUAGCACGUACAAAAACAAUGUGGGGGGCCUGCUGGGUCCCGCCAAGAGAGACGCCUGGCUGCAGCUCCGAGCAGAGGUGGAGGCUCUGACUGACUCCUGGCUCACCCACGCACUCAAGUCCCUGUCCAUCAUCAGCUCCAGGAGUAACUGUGUAAACGUGUUGGUGACCACGACGCAGCUCAUACCGGCGCUGGCGAAAGUUCUCCUAUAUAGUUUGGGAUCCGUUUUCCCCAUCGAAAACAUUUACAGUGCAACAAAAAUAGGAAAAGAGAGUUGCUUUGAGCGCAUAAUGCAAAGGUUUGGCAGGAAAGUAGUGUAUGUUGUAAUUGGGGACGGUGUGGAAGAGGAGCAGGCGGCCAAAAAGCACAACAUGCCUUUCUGGAGGAUAUCCAGUCACUCUGACCUGCUGGCGUUACACCAAGCACUGGAGUUUGAGUACCUGUAACCAUUAUAGCAAUAUGGACUCAUUGCGAUGUUACCAUGGACGUGGUCAGCCAGGCAGCCCCUUCUUUUAUAUAACUAUUUAAGAACAAAACACUUCAUUGCAACUGUUUGUGUUUUUUCGUCUGUUUUUUUUUUUUUUUUUUUUGGAAUGUCUGGAUUUACUCUUUACGGUCUUAAGAAUCAAAGAAGAGGUUGAAGGAGGUGAAGAAAAAAAAAAGGACAGUGGAGUUAAGAGAUAAAGCCCUGCUCAGCGGCCCUUUGUGGGAAGCAGCAGCCGUGCAGCUGGCAGACUGAAACCAGGACGUCCAGGUGGAACGUUUCUCACCCCGAGGUCCGGUUUGUGCUCCGAGCACCCAGAAGAACCGUCCUCUCUUAAAUCGUUUGAAGGCUUCUCUGUACAAACAUUAUGAAUCAUUGGGACGACUGGGUUUAUUUUGUUUUCCUUUUUCUAAGAAGUGUCUUCUUCCUGGUGGUAUAUUCACAACACAACAAUGCAGUCUGUGGUAGAAAUUUGUGUAAAUUAUUUACAAUAAACUUAAAAGAAAGUGGUGAAUGUUUUUUUUUUUUUUUUUUGUCAUGGAAGGGAAAUGAAAUUUUGGGGAUCUUUUUUCUCUGGAUUUUUGUAUUUUGGUUUCUUUCUUGGGGGGAGGGUUUGAAGAUGUGCGUCAU